This is a messenger RNA of Lineus longissimus, 4560 nucleotides long. RefSeq names its product palmitoyltransferase ZDHHC1-like. Bases 180 to 1982 code for a protein of 600 amino acids. Gene Ontology annotation, biological process: peptidyl-L-cysteine S-palmitoylation; protein targeting to membrane. Lineage: Eukaryota; Metazoa; Nemertea; Pilidiophora; Heteronemertea; Lineidae. Gene Ontology annotation, cellular component: Golgi apparatus; endoplasmic reticulum. The record is from RefSeq and is a predicted model, not a curated record. The transcript has 12 exons. Gene Ontology annotation, molecular function: protein-cysteine S-palmitoyltransferase activity.
UCGAGAGGAUUAUUUGCUAGAUUCUUCUUGUACAUUCUACCGAUUUUCUCGUUUUGAGUUGAAAAAAAACACAUUCAGCUGUGUAGUUUGUUUGAGUAGUAUCUUAUGAAACAAUCAGUAUUGUGAUAUCAGACUGAUUACUCGCUGAGCCCUGUGCCUGGGGCUGAAAAAUAGGUGGCAUGGCUGAGGAAACUCAAGUUAAGACUUCAUCACGGCGGAAUGGCUGGACCUGUCCGCCACAUGGAUACCAAAUAAUUGCUUGGACAUUUCUUGUAUAUUUUGCAAUAUUCUACUUCACUACGCUAUGCCAGGGUGUUCCAGAUGUUUGGAAGCCAGCUGCUUACAUUAUUGAGGGUAUUAUCCUUGUUACUCACGUAGCCCUGCUGAUUGCCGCUAUUAGUAUCAACCCCGCCGAUCCUGCCAUUUGCCAAGAAAAAGAGGUGCCACCACUUGAUCGGUCAAAGCACCGCCAUGCCAUCGAGGACAACCACUGCUAUCUGUGCGAGGCCGAUGUGGGUAACAAAUCCAAGCACUGCAGUGUCUGUAAUAAAUGUGUUUCAGAAUUCGAUCACCACUGCAAGUGGCUCAACAACUGCGUCGGGGGACGUAACUACCGUACUUUCAUAUGUUGCCUUAUCAGCGCUGUGUUGGGAAGCCUCAUCAUAGCCGGCAUUGGCUUCCUUCAGUUCACAGCCUUCUUCACUGACCGAGAGCAAGGCCUUCUUCUGCAGCAAUAUGCUGACUUCCUCAAACUAUCACUCACCACUCUUCCACCGAAUAGUUCCGUGUCUUUCAUCUCGUCAACAUUGGGUCCCACGGCAAGUGGACCUGCUCUUUCAGGCUCAGAACCUGUUUUCCAUGUGUUCUACAUUGAGUGCCCCAAAGAAUGUUGGGCUGCCUUCAUCGGACUCACUGCUCUCCUAGCCGUGGUGGCUAUCAUUCUGCUCCUACAUCUACUAGGCUUCCAUGUCUUCCUCAAUUGUAAAGGCCUUUCGACAUACGACUAUAUCAUGAUGGAUCGGGACGAACCCACACCGAACAUUUGUGGUAAAAAAACAAAUGCUCAAGACAAGUCUUCAAGAAUGGCUAAGAAAAACAAAAUCAUGCCAAGUGAGGAAGUAUUAGAGAUGGAACGAAAAGUUCCUCUUGAAUGUGCUAAUGGUGCAGUGACAGGAACUCUGCGCGAGUUCAACCAAGUAUUAGCGGAAGGGCAGGAUGAAAAAGACGCCCCAUGCAAAGAGAUUUCACCCCCGCCAUCGCCCACGAUUCACAUUAUCCAGAGCGAAUCGAAGACUGAUAAAUUAUUCAAGAAAAAGAGAAAGAAGAAGAAGCGAUGUACAACUUUGCCAUCAACGAUCCCUGAACAGGAGAAAGUGUCAUCGCCUGUUUCAAGCGAUCCCGUGCCACCAAUAUCUAUUGGGGAUUCAUGCACGCCACGGGUGGCGACUGGGUAUACACCGAGGGGAACACUUCCUAUACUGCAACACAAAAAAAUACCGAAUCUACAAAGGUACCAGUUAGCGGCUACUGGCAUGAGCGUUAAAACACAUAGCAGCGCGUUACGUAACGGGAAACUUCCAUCAAUAAAAUCGAAAAAUGGAAAUGAUUCGGAUUCAGCAGAAUCGCUGCAGGAGAUACCUGUUACUGAAACUCAUAUUGGAAGUUACGGGUAUAGUCCGUUCCCGAGUCCAAAUCCCUCUUUAGAUCGUAGCAGCCUUGCUUCGAGCACGUGUAAUUUGUAUCAUCCGGACCGGUUUAACCCAGCUGUAAAUUACGGCAUUGGAUACACCAAUUCCGUUGAUGCGAGUCAGUCGACUAUCUUUACCGAUCGUUCAGUUCAAAUGAGCGCCCUGCGAGCCGACGCCAUGACGCCUAACACACAGAGACGUUUCUACGAUGUGCCGUCGUUGGACUUGACGGGCUUGCGGGGUUGUAAAGACUCUACGCUAGACAAAUCACAGAAUGGUGCUAUAAAACAUUGACAAAUAUUUAUCUUAAUUUAUUCUUCCAUUACUUUUAGUGUUUGUUUGAUCGUACCCACCCUGUCCUUCGAUAUGUGUGAUCAUCUGUUUUUAGCUUAUAUUUAUUUGUCGAAACUUCUUCACUGCGCUGUAUGUUCGUUUCAAUAUCAGUAUUUCGAGGUGGAAUAUUUUCUGCUGGGAUUAUCACAAGAAGAUGACUUUCAUUUGUGUGGCAUGAUUGACGUGCCGCAAACAGAGUUAUUACAUGAUUCACUUGUGCAUUGAGUGAUAAGACAAUGCUUUGACAAUCUGUUGGUCAAGAUUGGAGAAUUGUCGCAUUUCUUAAUGACUACGAGGGGGAACAUGAAAGAAUGUUGUGUAUUUUGUUAGGUGUAGAAAAAAGCUUUCAGCCAUCUGGUGCGGUUUUUAAUCUGUCUCAGUUCCAUUAGCAAGUUCUCUUUAAACAUGCCAAGUCAAGAUCAAAUAUAAAAUACUGUAAAAAUUGAGAAAUAUUCAGGGCUAUUUUGGUUGGCAGUUUCAUGGUUUCAAUAAAGUGUUUUUGAGAACUCUGUAACAGUAAUUUCAAUCAAUUCUGUUUAAUGCAGCGUUUUUGUUUUCGCUCAUUUUGCUGGCCUGGGGUCACGAAAUUAGAAUGCAUACGAAAAUUUCCCUGUUUAAAAUACUGAUUGUUCGUAUAUUGUGGAUCUUGCAAUGAUGAGUGGCCACAGUGGGAAAGUGAUUGGGCCAAGUUCGUUGUGAACUGUGAAGUUCAGUAAGAUUGGCCCGAAAUGUUGAAUCAAACAAACCUGUAGCUCGGCAAGACCAGGCAUGAUUUGACUUAUAAACUUCCCUCCCAAAUUGCUUAAUGCAAGAUCCAAGUACUUUUCAUUCUGUGCAAUAUCAAAGAGAUUGACUGUGUUUAGUUGGAUUAUGAUUUCAGUUUAGGUAUGACAUUAUCAGCUUGUUAUGUAAAUGUUCUGUGAUAUGUAGUUGAUACAUUUUGAUACAAGUAUGCUUUGAAUCAAAUUCUGUGAAACUUUUUUUUGCGUUGAGGAUUUAAAGAUACACGGACAGACAGUCAGUCUGUUUUCGGUGGUGAUGUCGGCUGGCCUAGAGAGUUCUGCCAUAGAGCCCCAGAGCUUUGUGGUCAGGGUGGAAUCCUUUGGCCAGUAUUCCUCUCUAUUCUUGAUUAAGGAGGGUAAAGGGGAAUUCUUCCUUUGCGUAAAGAUUGUUGGAACUAUCCUAUCUUCAGGUCGUGCGCCAUGACAGAAUCGGCUGGGUACUGCAGGUCCUUGGUGUUCAAGAGGACGGAUAACACAGUACCAGUAUCAGAUACGCUACCGUCCAAAAAUACGUAGUUGGUCACUCACACCGGCCACUUGAUAUCUGUGAUUAUUUCUUUAUGAAUAGUUUUCUAGUCUUUAUCAAACUCCACUUGAUUGCCAUAGCAAUGUACAUAAGCAAUUUAUGCACAUUUCCCUUAUAUUGAUUGUAAAAUACACAGAGAUUAUCUGAUAAUGUUUCUGGGCCCAAAAUGUUGGGCUUUAUUGCUCGUUAUGUGAAGUUUUCACAUUGAUCAUAUGUGACCCACCACGACAAAAUGUGUCGCAUGUCGCACAGAAGAUGAGCCUAAAAUGACACCAGGACAUAGUAGAAGAAAUUGAUAUGCUCGAAUUUUACAAAAGGCAGACAAUGGUGAAAUGAACAACCAGUCUGUCUCAACCUGUCAAGCUCAGAGCGACAUGCGACCUGUUUUGUCAUGGCGGGUCACAUAUGUCUUGUGAAUCCCAACAUUUACAUGUACAUAUACUGUAUUCCUAGUGUCUUUUGAGUCUGUGACAAACAGUCAUGAGGUCCGUGGCAUUGAAUGUUGGGGUCCAGCGUUGGGGGGCACAAAUAGAAGCAGAAGGGUAAAAAUUAAUAGCUAUGUGAUAUCAGUUGCAUUCCAUGACAACGGUUAUCAUCCAUCCAUGUUGCAACUUUCUUCAUUCCAAUAUCUGUUAGUCGGAGAGAUUGUUAAGUUCUAAGUCCACUUGUUAUUGUUUUGUCCAUUUCAUUUAGGGCUCUGGGGCACAAACUACUGGUUUGAUUUCUUCGAAGUGUGGUUUUUAUCGAUCUGAGCUUCGAAAAAGAGAAAACGGAUACAGAAUUUUCAGUAUGAAAGUUAAAAUAUUCCCAAAAUCCUACCAGUAGUUUGCACUCCAGAGCCCUAACAAUGAAGCCAACACAUUUAGUGGACUGUAUUUGGUGUUCUUGGCUCAUAGCAGUAUGUGGCCUUUUGCAAUUAAACUCUUGUGAUCAGAUAUUAUUGCGAUAUUCAUGCCCGGGUGAGAAUGUCUCGGGAUGUGACAUCUUUCAGGGUCAAAUCUUGAACCACGAAUGUACAGGCCAGUAGCUUGGAUAAUGAAUGAUAUGAAGCACUUUAAGCGAUUAAACCCCAUUGCAUUGAGCGCUCUUGAAGUCUCAUCAUUGUUAUUUCAGGAUUGAGGAAAUAAAUAUUUUUUUACUGAACAGCUGUAUGAAUACGUGUUGCUCAGCUGUUAAGGUAUGGCGGAGCAAUUGUGAUGUUGAAUACAAUAAAAUUGGUCGUUUUAAUAAA